Messenger RNA from Branchiostoma floridae (Florida lancelet), 1587 nucleotides. RefSeq lists its product as uncharacterized. The coding region runs from base 23 to 1486 and encodes 487 amino acids. Gene Ontology annotation, biological process: amino acid metabolic process. The transcript has 6 exons. The record is from RefSeq and is a predicted model, not a curated record. Gene Ontology annotation, molecular function: hydrolase activity, acting on carbon-nitrogen (but not peptide) bonds, in linear amides. Lineage: Eukaryota; Metazoa; Chordata; Leptocardii; Amphioxiformes; Branchiostomatidae.
AGAGACCUGCGGUUCCAUAGCAAUGUUUGUUUGGCGUCGCCUCCUCUAUCCUCUCUCGAAAAGGAUGAUCUAUAAACGCCGUCAACUGUUCCUAACAACAGUUCUGACUGUGUCUUUGUUUACUGUUCUGCACCUGAACCUGGCACAGCGCAUUUAUUCCGGUGUAACAGCCUUUAGUUACAUCGAGCCGUUGACAAAGACCACAGUCGCCGUCCACCACAACUCCAAGUAUGACGGGCACACCGCUGACGUCACGGCCUGCGUCGUCGAACCGUCUCUCACAUACUGCGACGGAGUCGGUUUUGGCGCCCUCGUUUUGCAGACAAUCGACGAUAUCACAACCUGUCUGGCUCAAGGCUUCACUCCUACUGUCAUUUGGACGGAUUGCGAUGUCUGCGGGCCGCCUGGACAUGGCAAGAAUUACUGGACAUGGUACUUCGAAGCUGUAAACGAAGGCAUAGAACAGAGCACGAAGACUCGUGUGUGCGUCAUGCCUGGAAUUUACAAUGUAGUCAACAAAUCGCCAUACCUGACUCGACGAGGAGCAGUUGGCAAGUUGGUAGAUUUCCGGUUUGCCGACAUGGAACACAAGGUGACAACAUACAUUCAGCCAAUCACAGCAGAGACUCGUGCUCUUGUCAACCACGUCAUAUCCGGUUACGUCAAGCCUGCUGCCCGAUUUCACAACACCGUGAAUGCUUUCUAUAAAUCCUUUAUGGCGGAAACUGUCAACAUAGGUGUCCAUGUGAGACUGGGGGGAGACCACAUUGAAGAGAUGAGCGAGGAGUUCGGGCAGAAGACACCAGACCUCGAGGAUUUCGUACGAGUUGUACGUCAGCUCAUCAAAAAUGCAACGCCAACGGCAACAAAUGCUGGGAAAGAGCUCCGCAUAUUUCUGGCUUGUGAUAUCGACGAAGUUAUGGGGGUGUUCAAGGCCGAGUUCGGAGAUGACAAAGUCUUGAACAUCCAAGCUGCUAGGGGAGAUGAUUUAAAGCUUAAGGAAAAGGACAAAGAUUCCGCGCGUUCGAGAGGUGAUAAGGUGUUCACUGAUAUCUUGCUGCUGUCUAAGUGCGACUAUCUUGUCCAUGACGAGUCGAGUGUGGCAGCCGUGGCGUACUACUUCAACCCGAACCUCAGAUCUUUCUUUGUCAGCGGAGACUCCGCGGACCACAGGCGGCUGAACGCGAAACCUCGGUUUGAUUCUCAGGAGCUCCUUCGUCAGGCCGCUGUUAGAAAGACGAGCAACAUCCGGGACAUUUCCCUUGGGCAUGACUGGCUUUGGGUCUGGUGGAAAACUAGGAGCUUGCUACUGUGGGGCAUUUUUGGACCAGACUCAGACAGUUUGUUCAGUGACGUUAAAUGUUUUUACAAGAAUGUGAGACAGAGCAGGUGUAGGAAAGAGUUUGCAAGUCUUCAGCCUGACAGUAAAAGACUGAAAGAUCUGAUGAACUUGAACUGGGAAUAUCAACCCAAACAUGAUGUUUAGGAUGCUACGGCGUCUUGUUUUAUGAGUUACGGCUAGUGCUAGACGGACCGUUAAAAAUUCAGUACUAUAAUAAAGUAAAUGUCACAAAGCAGGCCUAAAAU